Messenger RNA from Eptesicus fuscus (big brown bat), 922 nucleotides. Its product is annotated as claudin-34-like. NCBI's taxonomy places the organism in Eukaryota, Metazoa, Chordata, Mammalia, Chiroptera, Vespertilionidae. The transcript is spliced from 2 exons. Gene Ontology annotation, cellular component: bicellular tight junction; plasma membrane. The coding region runs from base 82 to 783 and encodes 233 amino acids. The record is from RefSeq and is a predicted model, not a curated record. Gene Ontology annotation, biological process: bicellular tight junction assembly; cell adhesion. Gene Ontology annotation, molecular function: structural molecule activity.
CUUGGCAGUAGCUACCAUUUAUACCUCUGAGACUUACUCCUCUGCCUUUCUGUAUUGCUUGGAUCCCCUGGAUACAGAGCCAUGGCCUUGUUUGACAAGGCCAAUUGCCAGGCAGCGAGUUUAGCUAUCAACAUCGUGGGAUGGAUCUUGACCGUGGUUUGCAUGGGCCAGGCUAAUUGGCGAGUAUGGUACAUGGAGAGCAGCCCCGAGCCUCCCUGGGGGCUGGCCUACGUAGGGAUGUGGAAGGUCUGCACUUACCAGCCCGACAGCCUCCAGACCAGACCCAUAGCCUGUCACCGCUACACCUACAGGGACACCUACCUGCCAAUGGAUAUCCGCUUCGCUCAGAACCUGCUGCUGGCCGCCAGCCUCCUCGGUCUCCUGGGGAAAUGGCUCAUGGUCAUGGGCCUGCGGAGAGUGUACACGGGACAGCUUCAGAAGGACACCACCUGCAAUCUGUUCCUAGUUUCCAGAAUCCUGAGCAUCGUCGCUGGUUCAUUUAUCUUCAUCGCCGUGCUCUGUAACUACCAUGCGGUGAAGAAUGAAGAGGGCAUACACUUCCCGCCAUCCUUCCACAUCCCGUUCAGUCCGGAGCGGCAGGAGAUUGGCAGCGCCGUGUAUCUGGCGGUUCUGGCUGCAUGCCUGAUGCUGUUGAGUGGGCUGUUUACCAUCUCUUUCCAGCUGCCCCCAACAGCCAAAGGUACCCCCAAGUCUUGCAAGUGUGAAAUUCACGGUUGCAUAACUUUGCAAAUCCAGGAUAAGCAGUUUAUGGGGGUUAAGUAACUAUGAAAUAGAUCCAAGGAGUCAUGACCAUGACAAAGGUCAUCAAAGUGGCCAUAUCCUGCUAUGAGCAAAUUGGGCUCAUCGAUUGGUUAAGGAACUUUCAUUAAAAAAAUUCCAAAUAAACCACUUUCCACCUGUC